AUGAAACAAAUAAUCAUUCUUUUCCUGCUUGCUGCCAGCAGUGCAGCUUUUCUAUUUCCUAUGAUGGGAGGCGGAGGAGGAUGCUGUUGCCCAGCUCCAGCGCCACCACCGCCACCGCCACCGCCGCCGCCGCCACCACCUGCACCAUCCUGUGGAUGCUGCUGCUGUCAACAAGCCCCGUCAAUUCCUGUACCCCCACCACCAGCUCUACCACCGCCACCAUCUCUACCAGCUCUACCGUCCGGCGGCUGUGGAGGAGGAUGCGGUGGAGGUUGUGGACGUAAAAAGCGUGAAGCCGUGCAGGUUAUCACACAUAAGCAAGGCAAAAAGUGCAAUAGCAGCAAGCUGCAAGAGAUUCUCAACAAGAGUUUGAAAGGAAACGCCGAACAAAGUUUGAACGCGAUUCAAGAACAACUGAAGGACACCACUGGCUACAUCGUUGUUUGCAGUGAAAAGAAACUUGACUUUGCCGCUCAGACAGACGAGUACUGUAGUGCACAUCACGUAGCAGUGAACUGCGGCAUCUUCCGCCUCAAGCAAAGGAUUGCUGAGUCGAGCAGUAAAGAUUUGGAAGAAGGAGGAGGCGAUGAUACAGAUGACGAGGAAGAGGAGAGGACAGAAGUGAUCGUUAGAAAAGCCGACUAG
Cylicocyclus nassatus is the source of this 645-nucleotide messenger RNA. Lineage: Eukaryota; Metazoa; Nematoda; Chromadorea; Rhabditida; Strongylidae. The record is from the annotation of a GenBank genome assembly.